Messenger RNA from Pichia membranifaciens NRRL Y-2026, 1926 nucleotides. RefSeq lists its product as hypothetical. Gene Ontology annotation, molecular function: aminopeptidase activity; zinc ion binding; epoxide hydrolase activity. The record is from RefSeq and is a predicted model, not a curated record. Gene Ontology annotation, cellular component: cytosol. Lineage: Eukaryota; Fungi; Ascomycota; Pichiomycetes; Pichiales; Pichiaceae. The transcript has a single exon. Gene Ontology annotation, biological process: proteolysis. Bases 1 to 1926 code for a protein of 641 amino acids.
AUGGCUGGUAAGGACCACUACCCACACAUCUCGGCGAAGCUCAGAGAGGUGUUGAAGCCGCAUUUGCCCGCCUCUUCGCCAGAGGCGGACCCGUCGACGCUCUCCAACUACGAGAAGUUCAGCGUGCUGCACACGGUGCUGAGCCUGGACGUGCUGUUCAAGGACAAGAAGCUGGCGGGAUCCAUCUCGCUGAGCCUCAAGUGUCUCCAGCAGACGUCGUCCAUCGUCCUCGACACCUCGUACUUGUCCAUCCACGGCAUCAGCAUCGACGACAAGUCCGUCAAGGACUACAAGCUCAAGGACAGAAUGGAGCCGCUGGGCUCCGCCUUGGAGAUCCGACACAGCCUGGCUGCAGACGACGAAGUCACCCUCAAAAUCGACUACGAAACAACCGACAGAUGCACCGCCCUACAGUGGUUGGACCCGCAGCAGACCAACGGCAAGAAGCUGCCUUACUUGUUCUCCCAGUGUGAGCCAAUACAUUCCAGAUCGUUCUUCCCCUGCUUCGACACCCCGUCCAUCAAAUCCACCUUCUCCUACUUCUUGACCUCUCCGUUCAACACCCUCACCUCCGGUUUGCUCAAGGACAAGAAAGACUCCGCCAACAAUGUUGUCUACCACUUCGAACAGCCAGUCCCAAUACCUUCCUACUUGGUGUCGAUCGCCUCCGGCGACAUCACGGGCGCAGCGAUAGGCCCCAGGUCUACCGUUUACUCCGAGCCUUCCUUCAUCGACAACUGUCAGUACGAAUUCGAACACGACACGGAGAACUUCAUCAAGACUGCAGAAAGCAUCGUCUUCCCGUACGAGUGGAAGGACUACGACGUUCUCAUCCUACCUUCCUCGAUGCCUUUCGGUGGAAUGGAACACCCUAACUGCACCUUUGCUACCCCAACUUUGAUUUCCGGUGAUCGUGAAAACAUAGAUGUUAUUGCCCACGAAUUGGCCCACAGUUGGUCCGGGAACCUAGUCACCAACUGUUCCUUCGAACAUUUCUGGUUGAACGAAGGCUGGACAGUCUAUUUAGAAAGAAGAAUCCAGGGUGCCAUCCACGGCGAGGAUUUCAGACAUUUUAGCGCAAUCAUCGGCUGGAAUGACUUGACCAACUCCAUCAUCUCAAUGGGAAACUCAGCAAAAAGAUUCAGCACUUUAAUCCAAGACUUGAAAGACAGAACAGACCCUGACGAUAGUUUUUCUACAGUGCCUUAUGAAAAAGGUUUCAGCUUGUUGUUCCAUAUCGAACAGACCCUAGGCGGCAAGGAGGCGUUCGAUCCUUUCAUUAAGCACUACUUCAAUGAGUACAAAUACAAAUCUCUAGAUUCAUACCAAUUCCUCGAUUCCCUUUAUAGUUUCUAUUCGGACAAAUCUGAUCUCUUAGAUACCAUAGAUUGGCAAACAUGGCUAUACGAGCCAGGUUUGCCACCAAAGCCUAGCUUCAAUACCAAGCUAGUAGACGAAUGUUACACUUUGGCUGCUAAAUGGGUCGAUAUUAUAGAAACAGCUCCGGAGAAACUGUCUUCCAAAUUCAAAUCCACAGAUAUCGCAAAAUUUAGUGCUAAUCAAAGUGGUGUAUUCCUGGAUAAGCUUUGCUCUUAUGAGGGCCAGAAUGGUUUCACUUGGAAAAAUGAGAAUGGAAAGAAGGCCAUCGACUUGAUGACCAACAUUUACAGCAAAUAUUCCGUAUCACAGAAUGCCGAAGUCAUCUUCAGAUGGUUCAGAUUACUUCUUACAGCAAACAUAACUUCGUCUUACCAAGACCUUGCAAAUUGGUUAGGAACCGUUGGUAGAAUGAAAUUCGUCAGACCUUCCUAUACUAUGCUCAAUAAAGUCGACCGUCCUUUGGCUCUAGCAACUUUCGAAAAGUAUGAAAUGAUUUAUCAUCCGAUCUGCAGAUCUAUGGUGAAGAAAGACUUGGGACUUAAUUGA